GGACAUUUAAUCUUGUACUUGGGGUUCAGCAGUAACUCACUAUUGUGUUACCGGGCGAGUUUUCUGUAUAUCUUAUAUGGUAUCUCCUCAAGUUUCAUUCUGCUGAGUGCCGCAUUGGAUAGAGGGUCUUGCCAUGCCCAACUUACCCAAUCUUAACAGCUUUGGCAAACUGUGCGGCUCCGGCCGCAGUGACGAAUCUGUGGUGCUGGACCGGGUAAAACGCAAGAACUCUGUUCGGAGAAUGUCCAUUAUCGAAGAUGGGAACGUGGCUGAGGUGCUCUACCUCAUUCCCAAACAGUCCAUGAUGGAGCAGCUGCCCUUCCUUAACCCCAAUGAGUAUAUUAUCCUGGAGAAAAUGGCACCUCCUGACAUGGGAUCCGUGGCCCAUCCUCAGGAACCACACCAUCCUCCAGGAAAACUGGUCAUCCAGUGCUAUAAGUGUGGGGAGCCAUGCAAGGGAGAGGUUCUCCGGGUGCAAUCCAAGCACUUCCAUAUAAAAUGUUUCACAUGCAAAGUGUGCGGUUGUGACCUGGCUCAAGGUGGUUUCUUCAUGAAGAACGGGGAGUACCUAUGCACACUGGACUACCAGAGGCUACAUGGCACUCGCUGUAAUGGCUGUGGAGAUUUUGUUGAAGGAGAGGUGGUCACUGCUCUUGGGAAGACCUAUCAUCCCACAUGUUUCGUCUGCACUGUUUGCAAACGGCCAUUUCCCGCUGGUGAUCGAGUCACGUUUAAUGGAAAAGACUGUCUCUGCCAGCGUUGCAUCCGGCCAGCUUCCCCGACUCCCAAAGACAUCAGCGCCUCUAGUAACUGUGCAGGAUGUGGCAGGGAUAUAAAGAAUGGUCAGGCCCUUCUGGCCUUGGACAGCCAGUGGCACCUCGGCUGUUUCAAGUGCAAGGCCUGUGGGAAAGUGCUGAGCGGGGAGUACAUCAGCAAGGAUGGUUCUCCGUACUGUGAGAAAGACUACCAGAUUAAUUUUGGCGUGCAGUGUGAGGCCUGUCAUCGGUUUAUCACAGGGAAAGUUCUGGAGGCAGGAGAUAAGCACUACCAUCCAAGCUGUGCACGAUGCAGCAGAUGCAAUCAAAUGUUCACGGAGGGAGAGGAGAUGUACUUACAGGGAUCUACAGUAUGGCAUCCAGACUGUAAGAACAACAGUAGAGUGGAAGAGAAGUACAGAGCAGCUUGGCAACAUCCUAAAGGAAAACCCAGUCCAUUUGAUAUCUUUUACCCCCAGUCUCAGAUUCAGAGCUGGGGCCCAGGUGGCUCUCAGCUGGGCCGGCAUCCCCUGGGCAGUCGUGAGCCCCUUCCACCCUCAGUAACAUCUCUGCACCACUCAGAAAGGCAGCCCACAAGGUCAUCGUCUGAGAGUAUCUGUUCGAGACCUGGCUCGAGCAUCCCUGGAUCUCCAGGUCAUACCAUCUAUGCAAAAGUAGACAAUGAGAUUAUUGAUUACAAGGACCUAGCAGCCAUCCCCAGAGUCAAGGCCAUUUAUGACAUAGAGCGUCCAGACAUGAUAUCCUAUGAGUCUCUCCAUUCCACCUCCUCCACCCUGGAAAGACAAGGAAGGCACAGCCCCGGAGAGCCUGUCAAAGCCUCAGGUGGCAGCCCUCCCAGAGGCAGAGCCACAACCCUGCCACAAGACCCCUCCUCAUUGUCUGCAGAAACAUCUCCAAGGACACUGUCUCCCACCCCAUCCGCUGAGGGUUGUUAUGACAUGAGGGAGCGCAUCAUGCAAAGAUCCACCAGUCAGGGCUCCAUCGGCUCUCCGGUUUACCACCGCCAUAGCUAUAUACCCCCUCUGUCCAAGUCGCCCCAGCACUUCCACAGACCAGCAGGAAUGCUGAAGCUCUGCUCCUCUUUGCGCUCCAGUGACACACGCCCUACCUCCCCUUUCCGACAUCACUUCCUCCCCCAUAACAAAGAUUCUUUCUGCAUAGGCACUGAGCCAUCCAGUGGCCGGAGUUCUCCUCUUUCCUCCCGGCCAGCCACCCCGACCCUCUCUCUGACCCCUAAACAUUUCCACAUCCCAGACCAAGGCAUUAACAUGUAUAGAAAACCACCAAUCUACAAACAGCAUGAUUCAGCUGCCCUGGCAGCCCAAAGCAAGUCUGCUGAUGACAUCAUCAAAUCAUCCAAGUUCCCCGCUGCCCACGCCCCUCGGCCGGACGAAACACCAAAGAUCGAGACCGACUACUGGCCGUGUCCUCCGUCCCUUGCUGCUUUAGGCUCAGAUGGGAGGAGUCGGUCACGGGACGAAGAAGAGGAAGAGCAACUGAAACGCAGACAACUUCAGGAAGAACAUCUCAGCAAGAUCCAGUCUGGCCUUGGGAAGCUCAUUCUGAAGGAGGAGAUGGAAAAGGAGAUGAACCGAGAGAAAUACAUACGAAGUGUGGCCGCCCAGCGCUUUGACUCCCAAUAUGCUAACUGUACCACAGACUCCCAAACUGUUAAAACAUCAUCUUUGCCUGGAUAUGGACGGAAUGGCCUCCAUCGGCCCCAGUCUACAGAACUAUCUCAGUAUAACAGUUAUGGGGAUGUAUGUGGAGGACAAAGAGAUUUCAAGCCCACCCAAGAUGCCCAAGAUUCCAUUACAAGAAUGGACAGGGGAAUGUCUAUGCCUAAUAUGUUGGAAUAUAAAGUGUACCCAUAUGAAAUGCUCACUGUCACCAACAGAGGGCGUACUAAGCUCCCGAAGGAUGUGGACAGGACGAGACUGGAGCGCCACUUGGCUCCCGAGACAUUCUUUGAUAUUUUUGGGAUGAAGAUCCAUGAGUUUGACAGACUUCCUCUUUGGAAGCGCAACGACAUGAAGAAGAAAGCCAAGCUCUUCUAACUAGCUGAUUGUGCAUGUUUUAAUUUAUCAGUCACUCAUAUGUAUUAGAGCGAUAGUUCUAACUUUUUUUUCUUCUUCUUCUUUUUUCAUCCAAUGACAUGCACAAAAAAAAGUUUUAUUUUGCUUCGAAAAGACCACUUUUUAUUUUCCCAAAUCUAGAUAUCUUUAUCUUAAUAUGAGUGAGUGUUUGAAUAGGAAUAAAAUGCGGUGCGCGUGACCCCUAGAUGUGAACACACGAGCGAGUGAGCUGAUGGUGUGCCUGCUCUCAUUAAACCUGCCUCUAGGACCAGAGAGUUUUAUCCUCCUCCCUCCUGGCCCACUUGUAAAACAGGACUGUAAUUUUUUGGAUGGGGAACCGGGGGCUGUCAGCAGGGUUCUCCCUCUAAACAGGCCGUUAAGGUGGUGGAUCCCUGGAGCCCCCUGCUGUUGCGGACCUAAAGAGACCUUUGAAGUGCUUUAAAAGCGGGAAGUGAGAGCUACUGAAGAACCUUCACCUGCGGAGCCGAGCUUCUGGAAGGCAUUAGAAAACUGAAAUCGGCGUCCUGUCCCACCAGCACUCUGCCGCCUUGUCACAAUCUACAAUCCUAAAAAAAAUAUCCUAGGCUACAUGUAAAGUAGCAAGCAUGUUCACCAUAACCAAAGCCCAAAACAGCACCCGAGAUACGGAUUCUUUAUCCACAUCCCACUAGUCUGAUAAUCAGAAGAGACGGUGGUGAUUAUUAUUAUUAUUUCGAAAAUUUAACUUCAAUUACUUAAAAAAUAUUAAAUAAUAUUACAUUUCGCCACUAGAGGUCAACUGUGGGACGAUAUCUAAUUCUCUAAAACAGCUUCCUCUGAAUCAGACAAUCCGUUUAUUGCGACUUCCGGUUUUUCUGCAAUAUUUAACAGCGUUUUAUUUUUAAUAAAGCAAGCAAAGUCUUUGAAAUGACUGCCUCAGAGGUGUUUCAAUACUGCCACUGUGUUGACGUGGGAUUGUCGGAGCUGUAGCCAUAGCAUUUGUGCCAGGUGUAGACUCAAUAUCAGGGCCGGAUCUCUGUCUAAUGUACAUUUAAAUUGCUGCCGAAUAAUGCAGUUCCCAUAGACACUGUCUCGGCUUGCAGAUGUACAGUAUUAUGGGCCGCCGUUGGCUAUUAUUCUCAGCUUUUCCCUGUGUUACUAGCAGGGUUAAUGACAGAGGACUAGGACAUAUUAUAGUAUUGUGCUUUUAUAGUAUCACAAAACAUACGACUAUAACAAGCGUUAUUACUAGAAACAGACCUGUAUGUCACUUUAAAACAGAAUGAAGAGUUGGUUUUGAUACCCCUACUGUGUACCUCACCUUUUUCUGUCUUUUUUGAGGGAAAGGUUUGAUGAAAAUGGUGUAUAAGCUCUGCUGAGUAAUAAAACUCCGCUUCAGAUCA
Molecule: messenger RNA, 4233 nt
Organism: Cyprinus carpio (common carp)
Lineage: Eukaryota; Metazoa; Chordata; Actinopteri; Cypriniformes; Cyprinidae
Product: actin-binding LIM protein 1-like
Exons: 29
Coding region: 134-2833 (899 amino acids)
Biological process (GO): lamellipodium assembly; cytoskeleton organization; cilium assembly
Cellular component (GO): stress fiber; actin cytoskeleton
Molecular function (GO): actin filament binding
Source: RefSeq, a predicted model, not a curated record